GUGCCCCUUCCUUGGUGUCAGUGGGAGGAAUAGUGCCCCUUCCUUGGUGUCAGUGGGAGGAAUAGUGCCCCUUCCUUGGUGUCAGUGGGAGGAAUAGUGCCCCAUCAUUGGUAUCAGUGGGAGGAAUAGUGUCCCAUCAUUGGUAUCAGUGGGAGGAAUAGUGUCCCAUCAUUGGUGUCAGUGGGAGGAAUAGUGCCCCAUCAUUGGUGUCAGUGGGAGGAAUAGUGUCCCAUCAUUUGGUGUCAGUGGGAGGAAUGGUGCCCCGUCAUUGGUGUCAGUGGGAGGAAUGGUGCCCCGUCAUUGGUGUCAGUGGGAGGAAUGGUGCCCCGUCAUUGGUGUCAGUGGGAGGAAUGGUGCCCCGUCAUUGGUGUCAGUGGGAGGAAUGUGCCCCAUCAUUGGUAUCAGUGGGAGGAAUAGUGCCCCAUCAUUGGUGUCAGUGGGAGGAAUAGUGCCCCAUCAUUGGUAUCAGUGGGAGGAAUAG
Staurois parvus is the source of this 481-nucleotide messenger RNA. Lineage: Eukaryota; Metazoa; Chordata; Amphibia; Anura; Ranidae. The record is from the annotation of a GenBank genome assembly.